AUGGCCACAGAAGAACCCAUAGUGGAAACCGUUCCUCAACUAACGGUACCCGAACCUCCAGCCUCGGAGAAAAAUGAACCAAAGGCUCAAGCAAUGAAGACCAAGAAACCCAAAGAAUCAAAGCCGAAAAAAGCUUCCAAACCACGAAGCCCUUCCUCUCAUCCUACCUACUCGGAGAUGAUUAAAGACGCAAUUGUGUCGCUGAAGGAGAAGAAUGGUUCGAGCCAAUGUGCUAUUGCGAAGUUCAUAGAAGAAAAGAACAAACCUCUCCCUUCAAACUUCAAGAAGCUAUUGCUUCAAAACUUGAAGAAGGACGUUGCUUCUGGAAAGCUUGCAAAGGUUAAAGCUUCAUUCAAGCUUUCUUUAGCGGCUAAGAAGCCGGUAGUUGCCAAGCCGAAGACAAAGCCAGCUGCCAAGGCGAAGAAGGCUGUGAAGGCCAAGACAGCCGCUAAGCCAAAAGCUAAAGCUGUUGUAAAGCCAAAUGUUGUUUCAAAGGCCAAACCUGUAACCGCCAAGCCCAAAUUUGCGGCAUCAAAGCCCAAAGCUGGAGUGAAAUCGAAGCCCAAUGAGAGGCCUACAAAGGUUGCAAAGAUGACUCUGGGGAAGAAAGGGAGUGUUUCGAAGCCUGCACUGAAAAAAAUUGCGGCAGUGAAGAGCAUUAAGUCUCCAGCAAAAAAGGUUUCUAUGAAGAUAGGGGGAAGGAAAUGA
Messenger RNA from Vicia faba (fava bean), 708 nucleotides. Lineage: Eukaryota; Viridiplantae; Streptophyta; Magnoliopsida; Fabales; Fabaceae. The record is from the annotation of a GenBank genome assembly.